UGUGGCAUAUAGGGCAAGGAGGAAGGCUGUUGAUGUGGUGCAAGGUGACCACAAGCAACAAUACUUGAGACUGAGGGAUUAUCUUCAAGCUGUUCUUGACACAAACCCUGGGAGCAGAUGUAUUGUAACAACAUUUGUUGACCCAGAAAAUCCUGCACCCACUCCUAGAUUCAAGUACAUGUUCUAUUGUCUGGCAGCAUCAAAGGAAGGGUUUCUGAAUGGUUGCAGACCAUUUAUAGGGCUUGAUGGGUGUUUCAUCAAGUUAACCACUGGACAGCAAAUUCUUGCUGCCACAGGAAGGGAUGGCAACAACAACAUCUACCCCAUAGCUUUUGGUGUGGUUGACAAGGAAGAUGAAGAAAGUUGGACUUGGUUUUUAACUCAGCUGAGAUGCUGCAUUGGUAGUGGUAACAAAUUUGGAACAUACACAAUAAUAUCUGGCAGGCAAAAGGGGUUACUUAAGGCAAUAAAUGAGGUGUUCCCUGAUUCACCUCAAAGAUUCUGUCUUAGGCACAUAUAUGCAAACUUUCAAGCAGCUGGGUAUAGAAGCAAAGAACUAAAGCACUGUGUUGACCAGGCUAGCUACUCUUACACUAGGCAUGGGCAUGAAUUAGGGAUGGCAGCUCUGAAAGCACAGUCUGAGGAUGCUUGGAAAUGGCUUAAAAAUAUAGAGAUCUCUGCUUGGGCUAGGUAUGCUAUGGAUCAUACUUGCAAAACAGAUCUAGUUGUGAACAACCUUAGUGAAGUCUUCAACAAGAUGAUACUUGAUGUUAGAGCCAAACCAAUAAGGACAAUGUUUGAAGGGAUUAGAACCAAGCAGAUGAUAAAGAGGCAGCAGACUAGGGGGAAGUUGCAGACAUGCAGGUGGACAAUCACACCAAAUUACUCAGAGAUUUUAGAAGAGAACAAAAAGUAUGCCAAGCACUGCCAGGCUGACAAAGCUGGUGAGACAAUUUGGCAAGUAACAAGCAAAGAAAACCAAUAUUGUGUGGACAUGGAAACAUGUACAUGUGACUGCAAGAGAUGGGACAUGACAGGUUGUCCUUGCAGUCAUGCCAUAUCUGCAUUGAUAAAGCAAAAGCUCCAUCCUGAAGACUAUGUUAAUGAAUUCUUCAAGAAGCCACUGUACCUGGAGGCAUACAAAGCAAUAAUUUUCCCUGUCCCUGGUCCAGAUUGCUGGCCUGAUACAAACACUCCAGAUAUCCAGCCUCCUGUGUUCAAAGAAAAGGCAGGGAAAAAGCAGACAGCAAGGAGGAAGGGUGAGUUUGAGGUUCCAGCUCCUAGAGACACUAGUAGGAUGGGUACUAUCACCUGUGGAAAUUGUAACAAGACUCUAAGGCCUAGGCUUCAGAUGAGGAAGACAGGACAUCAGGAAAACAGGGCAGUUUAUGAAGACAUAGCUGGUUCAUCUAGAACAGUUCCUCUUGCAACUGCAAGAACCACAACAGUACCUGCUGCAACUCCAUCUGCAUCUGCACCAGCCCCUUCUGCAUCUGGCCCAGGCCCUUCUGCAUCUGCACCAGGCCCUGCACCAAGAGCUAAAAGAGGUAGGCCUAAAGGUAGAGGGAGGACUCGUGGAUUUACUGCUCCAAGACCUGCAAGCACUUCAGAUAAUCAAGUUGGGACCAAGAGGAAGAGAAUGACAAGCUCCAAAUUAAAAGGUUAUUUCUAUUGCAGUGGUAACUACUGAAGUGACAGGUAAGCUGAGAUGAAACCUGUUCUGUGGUCAAGUUGUCUGAACUUAUUCUGUGGUCUAAAACCUGUUUGGUACUUUCUUUAUUUGUUUGAACCUAUUAUGUGGUCUGAACCCUAUUUGGCACUUUCUGAAUUUGUCUAAACCUGUUCUGUGCUCUGAAACAUGUUUGGCUAUUUCUAAAUUUUUCUGAACCUGUUCCGUGCUCUGAAACAUGUUUGGCUAUUUCUGAAUUUGUCUGAACCUGUUCUGUGCUCUAAAACAUGUUUGGCUAUUUCUGAAUUUGUCUGAGCCUGUGAAAAUGGGCCUUUGAUUGGGCUUUGUUAUUGGAUCAAACUCCCGAAGCCUUCUGUGUUGUCUAUAAGAAGGCGAACCCUCUCUCCCCCCUACCCAAACCUAGCCGCCAGCACCACUACAACCCAGCCGCCAGCCAAAGAGAUGGAUCCCAGCCAUGGAGAGGUUGUUGAUGACCAGGAGGAGUUGGGUAGGGCAACAAGAAGGGUUGCAAGAGAAGAAAGGAGGGCCCAUCGACAUGAGCGACAGCGACAGCUGGCUGCUAGAAUCAUGGCAGAACGCAACUCCAACGACGUGAGGCAGUUCAACGAGGUGUUCCCAGCUGGAACCAACAUCACUGAUGAGCUGAUCAUUUGGUGGGCUAGAGAGAGGGCAAACUUCCAUCGAUAUCAAGUCACCAGGGCGAGGUGGAGUAGAAUUCUUGAUUCGGCGUGGUGAAUCUAUUCUCACUAAUGCUUGCUAUGGAUUUCUCUCUUGAAUAAAUGUCAGCUUGUAUGAAUUCUUAUCAAUUUCUCUGAAUGUAUGCGAAGUUAGCUGGAUUUUCUUAAUUUCUGCUCUAUAAUUGUUUGUGCGUGGUGGUUCAUGGUAGUUAAUGUAGGUCUAGAAGCAUCCACACACAAGUAGUAGUGGCCAGCCAUGUCUUUAAAGCCAACACCCAAAACGUGUAAUCUCCACUUCUCCUCUCUUUCUUUCUACUCGA
This is a messenger RNA of Triticum dicoccoides, 2687 nucleotides long. RefSeq lists its product as uncharacterized. Bases 179 to 1690 code for a protein of 503 amino acids. Gene Ontology annotation, molecular function: zinc ion binding. The record is from RefSeq and is a predicted model, not a curated record. The transcript is spliced from 4 exons. Lineage: Eukaryota; Viridiplantae; Streptophyta; Magnoliopsida; Poales; Poaceae.